AUGAGUAAGGAUCACGAAGUGGUCCCUCUACUGUACGAUAACGACCUUGAAGUCGGGUCAUAUGAAUCACUGCCGAGAGAGGAGAAGUACCUUGAUGAGCAUGAAGUACCCCAAGGGAGACAUUUAGGCAUUUUCUCAACAACUGUGCUAUUUAUUUCCAGAAUGGUUGGUUCUGGUAUAUUCUCCACGCCAAGCAACAUAUUUGUAAGCUGUGGCGGGAACUCAUUCAUAUUUUUUACAGUAUGGCUCCUGACUGCACUGUUUGCCUACGCUGGCUUGUACAUAUUUCUGGAGUUUGGUUAUCAUUUGCCUCGGUCUGGUGGUAGAAAAGUAUUCCUGGAACACUCUUUUACACAUCCAAAACUUUUGAUGAGCGUUACUGUUGCGUGCUACUCUAUAUUCUCUGGAGUGGCGUUGUCUGGGUCUGUCGUAUUUGGUAAGUACUUCCUAGCAGCUAUCGGGUAUGGCUCUGAGACUUACAACGCUGGUAACACUUCAAAAUAUAUCAGUAUCGGAUUCGUAGUGCUGGCCACUGCAAUUCAUGGAAUUUCAGUAAGAAGUGGAAUAUACAUCCAAAAUGCACUUGGCGUUGUUAAAUUAAUGCUUAUACUAAUGAUGUGUCUUACUGGAUUUUACGCUAUAAUGAUAUAUGAUGCUCCUACGGUAACGCAAUGGGACAGCCCAUUCUUCUCUUUCCAGGACAAGUCGGCAUUCUCUUUAAAUUCUCUGGCAUCCGCCUUUAUCAGCGCAUUCUUCUGUUUUGCCGGAUGGGAUAGUGUUCACUCUGUGACUUCAGAGGUUAAAAACCCAGCUAGAACGCUUAAAAUCUCUGGUUUAUGCUCUCUAGCUAUAUGUGCUCUAUGUUAUACUUUAAUGAACGUGGCAUACACCAAGGUUCUAUCUUAUGAAGAAAUUGCUAAUGCUGGUCCAUUAGUAGGGUCUGUUCUAUUCAAAAAACUAUUUGGUGCUCAAGUUGGUGGUGCCCUAAUGACCGGUUCUGUGGCUGUAUCUGCAGCAUCUAAUGUUAUUGUUGUGAUAUAUGGAAUUUCAAGAGUUAACCAGGAAAUAUUCAGAGAGGGUUACUUACCCUUCAGCAAGGUACUUGCUAGAAAUUGGCCUUGGGAUGCCCCAUUGUUUUCACUACUAACUUGUGCCUUACUGACUUGCACUUGGAUAAUUAUCUUACCUAGCGAAGGGUCGUCGUUCAAUUACUUGAUUUCAGUAGAGGGUUAUGGUAACCAAGUUUUCCUAUUGUUGGUUGCUGUCGGUUUGCUGCUAUUUAGAAGACAAAAGACAUACCAAGAACACGAUAACAGUAUAAAGGCUUCUACUUUAGGUGUCUACUCAAUGAUUUUAUUAUGCACCUACUUAGUUGUAGGACCAUUCUUUGGCGAUCAAUCUGCCAACAAGAUAGCUUUUCUUCCACCAUAUGAGGUUGCAUCUGUUGCAAUUUUGCUUUCUUGUGUUUUAUUCUGGUUUGUCAAAUUUAUCAUGCUACCUUUCUUGUUCAACUAUCGACUUGUUUCAAAAACCACAACGCUCUCAGAUGGGCUACGUAUUACGGAAUGGAAAGCUUAUUAUUAA
This is a messenger RNA of Nakaseomyces glabratus, 1584 nucleotides long. RefSeq names its product Mup3p (gene MUP3). Lineage: Eukaryota; Fungi; Ascomycota; Saccharomycetes; Saccharomycetales; Saccharomycetaceae. Gene Ontology annotation, molecular function: L-amino acid transmembrane transporter activity. The record is from RefSeq and is a predicted model, not a curated record. Gene Ontology annotation, biological process: amino acid transmembrane transport. Gene Ontology annotation, cellular component: membrane.